Haliotis rubra (blacklip abalone) is the source of this 6524-nucleotide messenger RNA. RefSeq names its product sterile alpha motif domain-containing protein 9-like. The transcript is spliced from 2 exons. The coding region runs from base 183 to 5099 and encodes 1638 amino acids. NCBI's taxonomy places the organism in Eukaryota, Metazoa, Mollusca, Gastropoda, Lepetellida, Haliotidae. Gene Ontology annotation, cellular component: cytoplasm. The record is from RefSeq and is a predicted model, not a curated record.
GAAACGACUUUGAGGACACGUCUAAGAGAAGGAAACUUUGGAGUUUGAUUGUCCAGAAUACAUCGACUUGGUUACAAACUUUACCUGAUAAAGUACAAUCUGAUUUCAAGAAAGGGAAAGGUGAAUAUCAAUUUCAGUUCAAAGGACGAAAAUCGAUCCGUCUGAGCCAAGUUGGGGAAAAGAUGAUCAAAUAUGAAAACAUAACUCUCAAACAAAGAGAUCACUACAAAAAUCAUAUUCUUAUUUUGCCUGGAAGUACUGCUCCAGUCCAAGACCAUGUGUAUAGAAUAUAUGAUGGAAAUUACCAUUUGGAAGCUUCAAUAAAGGAUAUCACAAACAAAAUGUUUUGUAUUGACGAUACAUUGACAUGUAUCAAACCUUUGAGUUUUGACCCCACUCCCUCAGAAGAAGGUGAACACCAAGAGAAGGAUCUUGGUCUAACUUAUUAUGGUGAAAUGAAGGAAAAGUAUGGAAUAUCAACACAUGUUUCUAAAACAACUGCUAAUACAAAAGCCCAGGAUGGAGUGUCAUUUCAGAGACCAAGGCCAUUUAAACUGGACAGUCUUUGCACAGUAUAUUUCAAGGAUUAUGUUAUGGAUGUGACAGAAAGUGGAAGUGGAAUGAUAACACCGUCCUUAGAAUUCAAAUACUUUCGAUCAAGUCUUGAUACUGGUAACGAAAACAGUCCAAUAGAAAAAUUUCUCACAGAGACUUUGCGUUUUGCCUGUGGUUGCCUUAACAGACGUCGAAAUGGAACCAUCUAUUUUGGAAUUGCUGAUGAGAAACCUGUUGGUGGAAUUACACGCAGGCAUGGUCAGAUAGUGGGGUUCCCCAUCAUAGAAGUUGACAUUGACAGUAAAAUAAAGUACGCAGAUGAACUGAAUGAGGCCAAAUCAAAAUGUUUUGACUCACCAUUAGCAAACAGCGCUGCAAAGGAAUGUAUCAAAGCACCCGUUUUUGUGAAGGUUGCCCCUUCACCAGACCAGGUUCCAUUGUUUGUUAUGGAGGUUGACAUAGAGCCUGAUUCACGUUUUUGCGAAGGCAUAAUUUUCAAACUGGAUUUAUCGAAAAUAUGUGGGAAGAAACAGAGACCAUUCCUGUUUGUUCGUGAUGGACCCGAAACAAAAAAGAUUGGUACUGAUGCAGAAGAACUACACUUUGUAGACAAAUUGAAGGAAUGGGACAAUAAGCGCAAAUUUGAAGAAGAACGGUCAGUUGAUAGACAUUGGUCCGAUCAAAAUGAUCACAAAUAUUUGGCUGAAAAACUCUGUCGUAAAUUAUGCAAAACUAGCAACCAAAUUGAUUCUUCACUCUGGCCAAUUCUAAUUUCUAGCAAGCCACCAGAUGCAUUAAAGUCAUCACUGUUUACUUCUCUUAGUUUCAUCUCAAGCAUUCCUUGGUGUGCAGUUUUUGAUUUUGAUGAGGAAUCGUUUAGAAAUGGGAUGUGCAAGCAUUUUUUCAACAGUACACAAACAACUCUAACAAACGGAGACAUAUUCCGAGAUGUUGAGAACAACAACAUUUUGAGAGAACGAUUAAAACUCCCAGAAAACAAUGUGCUGAUAUUUUGCAAUGGGCGAUCUGAAUUUCGAAUGCCUCACCUCACAAAACAUGAGUGGAAAAAAGAAUACUCCCCAAACGUUAAAGGAGCAAUAAACUUUUUUCAGCAAAAAUCAGUUAUUCCACCUGGAAGAACUAUUGCGGUGUUUUUACUCUUUGCAACGGAUUUUCAUGGUUUCUUGGAUAUCUUUGGAGAGAUGACAACAUUCUUUGGAAGUGAAAACAUUGUACUUAUUUGUGAAGAAAUAGGCGUAUUUCAAGAAUUUCAACGCAUGGCUUUAGUUCAAGAAAUUGUCGAGAAAGAAGACAUUGAACGGAAUUGUGUUGUUGGCAUGACGUGGGAGCAGACCAGUACUUCUAUCAACAAUCUAAUAGGUGUUGACAAACAAACUGUAACAUCUAUACCAACCAGCAGUGGAGCACCUGUAACAGCUGAACUAAAAUUUCUAGAAAGCAUCGACAGUUUACAACUUUUGAGUUACUCACAAUGCGAGGACAAAACAUUUGAAAAACUAUCUGAUAGACAAACAUUUAGUAGAAUGAAGGAAUUGAAGUUUUAUCAAGGUAACAGGGUUGAGUGGUGGAAUUUCUUUUUUGACGGACAUGUCAUGGAAAGACAUUGCUUUCGUAGACUGAAAUCUAAAGUUUUUGAUGCCCUCAGUGGAGAAAAAGCAGACAAAAUAUCAAGAAUUGUGCCUAUAUUUCUUCAUCAUGAACCGGGUGCAGGCGGUUCAACUUUAGUAAGGCAUGUCCUUUGGGAGUUUCACAAGGAGUUCAGAUGUGCAAUCAUCACAAAACUGGAGGAAAAGACUGCUUUAGACAUACUUUCAUUGUGGCGUUAUAAAGAAAAGGACAUCAAAUACGCCAGACCUCUGUUGCUACUUAUUGACUCAAUAGUGGAGCAAAAGUUAGAGUUGCAUGACAUCCAUCACCUCGUGACAAAAGAAUCUUGGAAAGUUGAUAGCCACAUGAGAUCCCCUAUAUGUGUUUUCCUCGUUUGCAAAAGAGAUGAAACCCUAAAUAUGCCUCAGCGAACUCUACGACAAGAGGUAUCUGAGAAUGAAUACCUGCUGCAGAAGGUAGAAGACGGUGAAAAAGACUGGUUGACCAUGAAGAUACAGCAACUAGAAGACACAAGCAGGGAUUUGGGUCUCACACAUUUCAAAGGAGAAUAUUUUAUUUCCUUCAUGAUUCUACAUUCAGACUUUAAACAGGAUUUUCUCAGAGAUACAAUUCGCAGUUUGAUGAGCCGAAUGGAGUUUGAGGACAAGUCAUUCAAGCUGCUGGCUUAUGUUGCCCUUAUCAUAUCAUUUGUAAGUCCCCCAAAUGGGGGUGCAGCCAUAGCGAUUCCUGUUGAAUGUUGUAGUGAACAUAUGGGAUUUAACUCCAGGAUGAACAACCAGUCCAGAAAUCUUUCCCUUUGGGAAAACCAUCUUGAAGGCCCUUUAAAAAUAUUAUUGAUAAUUGAAGCAAAAGAAAAUGGCAGCGGAAAACAGAUACGAAUGGCUCAUCAAAAUCUGGCAAAAGCUGUGAUAGAAUGCAUUCAAUCUAAAUAUUUUAAGAAUGAUCUAGCCAGUAUUGCUACUGCUUUCCUUGACUCAGAUCUACUCAAAACUUCUUCCUUUGCCAAAAAAUAUUUACAUCGGCUAUGUGUUGAAAUGCUCAUACGACGAAAAAAGGAAGAAUAUGAAGAUGGUGAAAAUACAAAGUUCAGUCCACUUAUUGAAAGCAUUAUUAGUGAAACUAAACUGUAUUCAAAGGGUGCAAACGUUUUAGUUAAAGGAUUUGAGCUGAUGCAAGAUGGUUUCAUUGCUCAUCAACUGGCACGUUUACAUCUUCAUCACAAAGAAUACAUUUUGGCCAAAGAGUGGGCACAAAAGGCAGUGGCACUGGAUCCAAAGAGAUCCACCUUCUUACACACGUUUGGAUGUGUCUACAAACAUCACUUUCUGAAUCUGAAGUUGUGGGAAUCAACAGAUAAGAGAAAACCAGACGAUCCCAGUACGACAGAUGCAUUAGAUAUGGCACUAGGUGCAUUAGGCCAUUUCCAAAACGCAAGCACGUGUGACAAAUAUGAGAAGAACCUCUUGGCAUAUUUCGAUACUCUUUCAACAGUCAAUUGCAUUGCUAGAUUUCUCUGUGAAAUUGUUAACAUUGGCACACCUGAUGUUGUUCACAGAUAUUUGACUGAAGACAGUUACUCUCCAGAAUCUACUGCAUCCUGGGAAAACUACCAUUCAAGACUUAAGGCUUUGUAUGACACAGCCAUGGGUGCAGUCGGUGUGUUAGAUGAACAUAUUUACUACAGUCAAUGUUCUUAUGUAUCUAAAUAUAGCCAUCAACAAAAUGAAGAACACAGAAAUUCGAGGAUUAUUAAGAAACGUCUUCCUGACUCCUUUCAGGAUUUUGUAAAGUUCUUUUGCCAAAGAGAAAACACAAAUGAUCCACCAUCCUAUAUCAGAUCGGAUGUACUCAUGGACGGAUGGCAUAGAAGGUGUGUUGUGGCUCUGCAUGGAAAGAGGCUGGUAGAUGUCUUCAAAAUUGCCUUCCCUAAAACUGAACAGAUACACGAGAGUGUGCACUACAAGGGGAACGCUAAGAAAAAUAGGAAAGGAGAAAAGCCUGUUCCCUCUGAUAGCCUAUGGAGGAUUCAAACACAUUUAAAGAGCAUAAAAGAUAAAAGUGCGGAAGACUGUUUGACUCUUAUAGCUGUUAACCUUGCUCUGGCUGAACUAAAAGCUGCAAAGCAAACAAGUGUUUCAGAACUGUAUGGGUAUUGUCUUCAGAUAAUACGCACAGAAAGAAGAGGAAUCGCGUUAAGCAUGGCCUAUCUUUAUAUUGUGAUGUUUCUGUGGCCACAGGUGAAACAAGUAGUAGCAUAUGAUCACACACUGAUGAAGGAGGCUAUGAAGUUCUUGUUUGAUGAAUUCAGAGCAACCAAACAGCGAAAACCAAGAGGUGAAAAUGAGUUAUUCAAACGAGAAAACAAUAUUUUUCAGAGCAUUGCUCUAUUCUAUUUAGCUAAAGGUAGAGGUCUGUCAUCAUUUUCCUAUCACCUCUCGCCCCUGUUCCUUAAAAGGAAACAACAAGAAGAAAUGUGGGAAAGCUACCAAGUUAGAGAAAAGCUACAGUUAGUACGAGGCUACACAAGACUAAAACCAAACAGUGGCACAAUAAGUGUUAUCGUGGACUUGAAAGACUUUGACAUAGAUGAAGAGCUAGAAUUACGAAAUUUCAAAUGCAGGCGACCGGAAAUGACUGAGAGACCGAUUUCAUUCUACCUGGGAUUUUCAUUGUCUGGCCCUGUCGUGUGUUACAUAUGCCCUGAAGAAACGUCUAUGGAUCAAUGGCAACUUGCUUCAGCCUAUGUCGAUUAUUCCGUAUUCCCAGAGGAAAAGCUUCGGCAGUUGCUGAAAGACAUAGAGAAAAUCAAGGCAAAAAGAAUCCGGCGCUCAGAGGAGACAGACCUCUUGAAGGACGAAGCAGCAAUCAAUGAAGCACUAUUUAGAUAUGAAUCGGAAGAAGCCAUCAUUGACUAAAACCUGUGACAUAUAAAACGCCUGGAUGAUAUGAAAAACAGGUUUUGUACUUAAUUCCAAGAGUGUGCAGUUUGGUGAGUGAGUGUCUUUAAUUCCUCCCUGAUAAAUAGGAGAUAUAAUGAGGUGAGGCUGGAAAAUGUUUGAGUUAAUGAGGUGAAAGGGAGAGUUUAUGUCUGAUGAUGUCCAAAAUGUCCAACCUUGAUCGCAAGUGACUUGUUGUCAAAGUGAAGUUCAUGUCCACCAAGGAGAGCUAGAGUUUGACUCUCAGGGUCCAUAGUGUCCAGUGUCACAUAUGUGUCAGGUCUAAAGACGCCAAGUACGGACUUCCACAUGAUCUCUCUGCUCAAGAGAACAGAUGUAGGGCCAGGUUGUCCAGAGUCACAGUGAGGACACCAGCUUGCAACUAUGGGUGUGGCAAUCAGGCGAAGCAAGCGGUAGUAUUCACUUCUGUGUUUUGGGUCGUACUUGCUGAGGACCCACAGAUAGUGGGGAGAGAAGUAGCUGUGUAGCUGCGAGAACACGUGCAGGUCAGGGUCGUCGUUAAGUCUAUGUCUCGGCGAGUUGGCUUCAAAUGUUAGCACUGCUUCCUUAGCGCGAUGUUUCCAGGAAUGUUUAGAAACUCUCAGACCGUUGUAUGCAGAGUUCAGAAGGUUAGAGAUAUCGUAAUGUCCACAGCCGCGCUGAUCUGUGUUGUUCAGGUGGCAGAUGGAGAAUCGAAAGAGGACAACAGCUUUAACUGUGCACGGACUUGGAUAAGUAACAUUUCGGCCAAAGAGGAUGAUCUAACUGAUUCAUUCUUGAGACCAAUGUGCGACAUGUCAUCAUUCAUUGUUAACGAAGAGACAAUGGAUGAAAACCAAAACUGUUGUAUUGUUAAAAUAUGUUAGUCAAUUAUGCAUAAUAUUUUGAAAACGACUUGAUAAUGAGUAAGUGAAAUUCGAAAAACUCGUCAGAACUACCGUUUGUGAGCGUUUAUUUUCGCAGUCAAAAAAUAUCAUGCACUAUGACAAUUAUUAUUGACAGUGACAUUUUGUAAUUUAACAAACAUUUGGUGUUUAUAGAUUAUCAAUUAAUAUGGGUUUAAACAAACAAGGGCAAUGUGUUUAUUGCAAGUAUAUUAUCAGUUGUUUUUUGUGUAUAUCAUAGAAUUAUAGUCAUCGACCUCACACAAAGUUAAUGCAUUCGGUGUCACUAUUCCUCUCAAAAUCAUUGAGAGAUGACAGUGUUUAGAGUACAUUUCGAAAGUGCUCAGUGUAAUCAUUAUUGAUAUUGUGUUUGCGAUAACAUCUAUAACAUCAUCAUUACUUCGUUAUGUAAUGUCUUUCUCUUAUUGAAAAUAUAAAUACUCUGAUUCCAUUAUUGUCAGAGCAUCUUGUCUUUAAGUGUCCAAUAUCAAGAACAUUUGUUUCUUAAAGAGCUUAAAGA